Molecule: messenger RNA, 1731 nt
Organism: Ostreobium quekettii
Lineage: Eukaryota; Viridiplantae; Chlorophyta; Ulvophyceae; Bryopsidales; Ostreobiaceae
Source: the annotation of a GenBank genome assembly
AUGGCUGGAAACGACCUGGCACUGGUGCGACUGGAUGCUCCCUCCAGAAACAAGCUCGUCCGAGUGGCCGGUACCCGGUCGACAGUGAAAGAUGGCGAACUUUUGGUGGAAGUGGGUUGGGGAGAGGUUGCCGAUGGGCCGAUCGCCCCCCGUCUGCAGCAGAAUCCAGACAUACAGGUCCUGGAGACGGAGUUUUGCAAUGGCCCGAGCCUGUGGAACAACAUCAUCAGGGAAGGCAUGUUCUGCGGUCUCAACUUCUUCCAUGGCAUUGGGCCCAGCUGUGAAGGCCACCACGGCGAUCCUCUUUUGAGGGCAUAUGCACCAAUGGCGGAUGUGAACCUGGGAAGGCCAGAGGAGGACGUGCUGAUUGGGAUAUCGUCGUUCUCAAAAGAGAAGGCGGAAUGUGGCCAAGGGAUGAUGCCUGAAGUGUACACUUUUGUCCCCAAGCACUGGGAGUGGAUCAAUGGUGUCCUUGAAGAUGAGGUUGUCACGGUCACACAGGGCAUGUCGACAGCACAAGCGCCUAUGGGAGACACAAGUGACGCUUUCUGGAGCGCCGGGAAUGUUCUUGCGAUGGCACUGUCUGCCAGCUUCUUCAUCGGACUCGCCAUUCUGCUCGGUGCGAUCGUAUGGAUUGGGCGCCUGAGGCGCAAAAACAUGGACCCACAGGACCCAGAUUCCUCAGGCCAUCCCUUGACCAGCAUUCAGGCUGACCUCCAGUUCCAGCUGCUGAGCGGCGGGCAAAGGAGCAUGCGUCUCACAGGUGAAAGGCUGGGGGAGGGCUUGCUGUGCGAGAUCGUGCAGGGCGAACUUCUAGGCGACGCCCCGCACGGCAAGCGGCUGGUCGCCGUGAAGCGCCUGAAAGAGUCCCUGACGGCCCCCAACCAGCGGGAAAUAGGCGCCGCAACUCUCAGGCGCGAGCUCCACGUCCUCCGGCUGGUCGGUGAACACGCCAACAUCGUGCGGUUUCUGGGCCACGGCGGCGACGGCCCCGGCUUGUUCAUAGUGGAAGAGGAAAUGCCCACAGAUCUGUCGCGGUUCAUCCACAGCAACCACCGCACGGACGGCAUUACCUACGCCCACGUGGUCGAGAUCUUCAUCGGCGUGGCCAGGGCACUGCAGCGCCUGCACGGCUGCGGGAUCAGGCACUGCGACCUGAAGCCCAAGAACGUGCUGCUGGACGAGCGCCGGGUGCCCCGGCUGGCCGACUUCGGCGUGUCGGACCCCAAGGAACGGAGCGUCUCGGAGGCUGUGCUCGGCAGCGAGUUGGAGGGCGGCACGCCAGCGUACCUGGCGCCAGAGUGGUUCCGCGGCAGCGGGCGGCAGCCCGUCGAUCUGAACAAGAGGGACGUUUACUCCCUGGGCGUCUUGAUGUGGGAGACCAUCACCUUCGGAACUCCCAAACUCUACCGCAGUGCUGCAGGCUUGAACCAGGCCAGCGGGUCCAACUCGGGGGCCCAAGGGUCCCAAAGCGGGCCUCAGGGGACCCACAGCGGGCCUCAGGGGACCCACAGCGGGCCUCAAGGGUCCCAGGGUGGCGGCCAAGAUGAUGAGGUGGAUGUGGAGACGAAAGAGAGUUUCCCUUUUAGGGAGGUGCAUCCGACGGACCUCAGGGACUUGACGUAUGACUGUCUCAAUCCGAUAAACAUGGACAGGCCCACGUGCCGGGAGGUUGAGAGGCGGCUGCGUGACAUGCGACAGGCUGGAUGGACGGAAUGGCAGUGGAGGUGA